Messenger RNA from Aspergillus glaucus CBS 516.65, 1287 nucleotides. RefSeq names its product E3 ubiquitin-protein ligase RNF103. Gene Ontology annotation, biological process: ubiquitin-dependent protein catabolic process. Bases 1 to 1287 code for a protein of 428 amino acids. The transcript has 2 exons. The record is from RefSeq and is a predicted model, not a curated record. Gene Ontology annotation, cellular component: cytoplasm. Gene Ontology annotation, molecular function: ubiquitin protein ligase activity. NCBI's taxonomy places the organism in Eukaryota, Fungi, Ascomycota, Eurotiomycetes, Eurotiales, Aspergillaceae.
AUGUCCGCAACGACAACUGCUGCUACGAGUGUCGCUACAAAUGGCGGUAAUAGCGAGGACAAUCAUAAUACAAGCCCUUCGAGUUCACCUCUACUAUUUUUUGUCGCCCUUGGAUUUGGUGUCGUAUUUACCAACUUAUGGAUUAUUGUUGGAGUCAAAUACUGCUUUCGAUAUAAUCAGCGAAACCGCCAAUUACGCAACGAAGAGACGGGCGAGCCUAUAGACUUGGUGACUAUGCCCCGAACACACAGAAGAAGGAGGGAGAAGAAAUUGAUGACCAUGGAUGAAGUUAAUGAGCGAUUUCCACUUAUCAAAUAUAAGGCGUGGAGAGCGUCACGUGAAAUUGACGGCCUUCCAGCAAAUGGCGGGAUACAGGCACCGAAUAGCAGGCCGCAGAGUUUAAAAGGAGAUAAUAAUGACUUUGUUGGGGUCUCGUCUGGCACGUCUCCAAUAGAUAACCAGCAGCAUAUAAACGCACCUACAUCGUAUUCGCCAACUUCUGUUCAGCAUGCCGAAAUCCUGGUUACACAAUCGGAAGAGAAGACUUCCGGGGAUUUAGGACUCUCUGCUGACGCUCGGGAAGCAAGGCAGUCGCUCGAUAAACCCGUACAACAGGUUCACGCUUUAGAAGACGAUGAAAAUGGCGAUGGACAUAUCCGCACCGCACUCCCCGCUGGGCUUUUGCCAAACCCCGGUGAUUCGUGUGCAAUUUGCCUUGAUGCGAUUGAGGAUGAUGAUGACAUACGUGGUCUUACAUGUGGCCAUGCAUUUCAUGCUUCUUGCGUUGAUCCUUGGUUGACAAGUCGGAGGGCAUGCUGUCCUCUUUGCAAAGCGGACUAUUAUACACCGAAACCUCGCCCUGACGCUGUGGAGACAUCAAAUAUGGAGCGCCCAAGGCGUCGUCCUACAGCUCGGACGCUGAGCCAGCCCCAUGCUGUUCUCGUUGGGGGGCGAGUGAAUCCAUUUCGGUCGGUUGUGGCUUCACCGGGACAGCUACUGCAGACAGCACUGCCUGAAAACAGAUCUAACUUGACACCACCAGCGGAGCAAAAUCCAUGGCGCAUGCCAACAGGCCAAUCUGCAUCUACCAGUAAUUUGCCAGAUAGAUCAGACGAAUCCCAUAGAAGUCGGAAUCGGUGGUCGAGACUACUCCCCUCCCGUCUACGAGGCUUUUCGUUUGCCUCGCUACGUGUGUCUGGUCGGCACAAUAACUAUAGGGAGUAUGAAUAUCCAACUGCAACUCAAAAUCGAACACUCCGCCAGCUCGAAGCUGGACCUACCACUUGA